Molecule: messenger RNA, 1663 nt
Organism: Lepus europaeus (European hare)
Lineage: Eukaryota; Metazoa; Chordata; Mammalia; Lagomorpha; Leporidae
Gene: SPRYD4
Product: SPRY domain containing 4
Exons: 2
Coding region: 78-701 (207 amino acids)
Molecular function (GO): protein binding
Source: RefSeq, a predicted model, not a curated record
CACCUGCGCUGGGGCCGGCGGCCUGCAGAUGGCGGGGGGUCAGGCCGGGGGCGCACCGCGUUCGUCCGUGGCGCAAGAUGGCACUGCGCUUUGCACAUUCCUUGCGCUGGUGCCGCUGGGGAGUCAAACGAUUGGGAGGUGUUGCUGCGGAAGCCCGGAGAGGCGUCAGUUUCAAACUGGAAGAAAAAACUGCCCACAGCAGCCUGGCGCUCUUCAAAGGUGACACAGGUGUCAAGUAUGGCUUGGUGGGAUUGGAACCCAGCAAGGUGGCCCUGAAUACGGAGCGCUUCCGAGAGUGGGCAGUGGUGCUGGCAGACACAGCGGUCACCAGCGGGAGACACUACUGGGAGGUGACGGUGAAGCGCUCCCAGCAGUUCCGGAUAGGAGUGGCCGAUGUGGACAUGUCCCGGGAUAGCUGCAUUGGUGCCGAUGAUCGAUCCUGGGUGUUCUCCUAUGCCCAGCGCAAGUGGCAUACCAUGCUGGCCAAUGAGAAAGCUCCGAUUGAGGGUAUCGGGCAGCCAGAGAAAGUGGGGCUGCUGCUGGAGUAUGAGGCGCAGAAGCUGAGCCUGGUAGAUGUGAGCCAGGUCUCUGUGAUCUACACGCUGCAGACAGACUUCCGGGGUCCCGUGGUGCCUGCCUUUGCUCUUUGGGAUGGAGAGCUGCUGACUCACUCAGGGCUUGAGGUGCCCAAGGGCCUCUAGAAUGUUCCUCACUGGAGUCGCUAAUCAUGUUCUUGGCCAGUGUUCUAUUAAGUGUCUGAAGGCUUUUUUACUCUGCCCCACGCAGGGGUCUGGUUCCCACACCCCUGCGUGGAGUCCCCUGUGCAGUUUCACUCAUCCUUCUCCCUCCCCUGCCCUGUGAAAGCUAGGCAUACCACCAGCACCCCCUCCCCCGCAACAGCUGCCAAUUUCCUAGACUGCCUUGAGUGUGUUUUCCCUUUCUUUCUUCAGUCUCUCCGCGUCACCUGUGCCCAGGCCAUUCUCAGACUGUAUUCUGUCCUGAGUCUGAUCUUGGAGCUUUGUUUGGAUUUGUUAAUCAUGGGGAUACCUCUCCUUCCCUUUGCUCACAUGUGGCUUGUUUGUUCUUGGGGCUCUACCAAAUCUCUACCUCUGGCUGGAGGAGGUGCGUUCAAUGAGUUGCCCCUCUCUCUACAGCACACAGAGUGCUCUGGCUCCCUUGGUAAGUGCUUUAUUGAUUUAGUGUGUCAGGGUGGGAACAGAGCCUUCCUUCCCCAGCACCUCAACACCACAGACCCUCAGUCCCACACAGUACAGCUGUCCUCACCUGGAGGUCAUCUUUCUUCACCUACACCUCUGACCACCAGCCAGUCCGUCAUAAUCAACUAUGACCAAAGGGGAUAUCUAGGGUUAGUGUUAGAAACUUUCUCCUUGAGAAGUUCUAUCUUCAUUGCUACCCUACUUGGAACCUCCAGAGGAAGGAGAGCAAGCUAACCCAAAGCAGUGUCUGGGGUUCUGGGAAACGUGGUGGGGUAGGCGAAUAUGUCUAUGAAAUAUGUAUUGUUUGGGCUCAGUCUGACCCUGUGAUUCUUUCUUAUUGUACUUUCUAUGAUGGUGAUGAAACUGGAUACCCACUGGGGAGAAAGAGAAAACUGGGAUUAGCAAAAAUUAUAGUUUGUGUAAUUAAACUUUAUUUGAGCACAAAA